This is a messenger RNA of Suillus paluster, 402 nucleotides long. RefSeq names its product 4'-phosphopantetheinyl transferase. The transcript has 2 exons. Gene Ontology annotation, molecular function: holo-[acyl-carrier-protein] synthase activity; magnesium ion binding. The record is from RefSeq and is a predicted model, not a curated record. Lineage: Eukaryota; Fungi; Basidiomycota; Agaricomycetes; Boletales; Suillaceae. Bases 1 to 402 code for a protein of 133 amino acids. Gene Ontology annotation, biological process: fatty acid biosynthetic process.
AUGCCCAUCCUCGGCAUUGGCGUCGACAUUUUGCACCUUCCGCGUCUCAUCGGUCUAUUGAAUCGAAGGGGUUCUGAAGCUUUUGCUACGAAAAUUUUGAGCUCCCAGGAAUUCCGUUCAUUUCAAUUGCUCACAGAACAGCAUGGAGACAAAACCGAAAGGAUUGCACGGUUUUUGGGUGUGCGCUGGGCGGUGAAAGAAGCUGCAUACAAGGCCUUGUAUCCCAUCCGCCCUACCUGGAAGGAGAUCACAUACUCAUCAUUCGAUGGCGUCACUGGCGCAAAACCAACGCUUGUUUACCGCCCUGUCCGCGACUGUGUUACCCCGGUGGAUAAAUUACACGUUUCAGUGAGCCACGACGGAGCCUACAUCUACGCGCAGGUUAUUGCGGAGUCGCCGUGA